Molecule: messenger RNA, 508 nt
Organism: Canariomyces notabilis
Lineage: Eukaryota; Fungi; Ascomycota; Sordariomycetes; Sordariales; Chaetomiaceae
Product: histone H2B-like protein
Exons: 3
Coding region: 95-508 (137 amino acids)
Cellular component (GO): nucleosome
Molecular function (GO): structural constituent of chromatin; protein heterodimerization activity; DNA binding
Source: RefSeq, a predicted model, not a curated record
CAUCAAAGCUUCCAUUCUUAACGUCGGAUUCCAUCUCUGACCCACGAGUCGCAUCGCAUUUUUUCGUCGUCAAUCCCCAUUUCAAAUCGCAAAAAUGCCUCCCAAAGCCGCCGACAAGAAGCCCGCCUCCAAGGCCCCGGCAACUGCCUCCAAGGCUCCCGAGAAGAAGGAUGCCGGCAAGAAGACCGCGCCCUCUGGCGACAAGAAGAAGCGCACCAAGGCGCGUAAGGAGACCUACUCAAGCUACAUCUACAAGGUCCUGAAGCAGGUCCACCCCGACACGGGUAUCUCCAACCGGGCCAUGUCCAUCCUCAACUCUUUCGUCAACGACAUCUUCGAGCGUGUCGCGACCGAGGCAUCCAAGCUCGCUGCCUACAACAAGAAGUCAACCAUCUCGUCUCGUGAGAUCCAGACCUCAGUCCGCCUCAUCCUGCCGGGUGAACUGGCCAAGCACGCCGUCUCUGAGGGUACUAAGGCCGUGACCAAGUACUCCUCGAGCACGAAAUAA